AUGCGUAGUCUGGUUAGUCCAGAAGAACAUGAGCUCAAUUGUGCAGUAAGUUUUGGCUUCAAGGCCACUGACAACGUAGGACAAUACGAGACCCUCCUAGUUGGCCUUAGAUUAGCUAUGGAAAUGCAGGUAAAGAGACUAGUAAUCAGCAACGAUUCCCAUGUGAUAGUUAUCAGGCAAAAAUUCAACAACAAGAAGGUCAGAAACUUAUGUGAGGAGCUUGGCAUUAGGAAACAUUUCUUCUUAUUACAUCACCCUCAGGCUAAUGGGAAAGUGAAAGCUAUCAAAAAGACAAUCAACUACAUGCUGAAAAGAAAUUUAGAUGCUUCUAAAGGGGUUUAA
Molecule: messenger RNA, 342 nt
Organism: Fraxinus pennsylvanica
Lineage: Eukaryota; Viridiplantae; Streptophyta; Magnoliopsida; Lamiales; Oleaceae
Source: the annotation of a GenBank genome assembly